Bombina bombina (fire-bellied toad) is the source of this 2135-nucleotide messenger RNA. It is a transcript of the gene SRSF10, whose product is annotated as serine and arginine rich splicing factor 10. The transcript is spliced from 6 exons. NCBI's taxonomy places the organism in Eukaryota, Metazoa, Chordata, Amphibia, Anura, Bombinatoridae. The record is from RefSeq and is a predicted model, not a curated record. Gene Ontology annotation, molecular function: RNA binding. The coding region runs from base 91 to 840 and encodes 249 amino acids.
UCGGGGAGACCGCCAUUGGCAGUGGAGCACGCAUCCUGACGUGAUCUCUCGGUUCACCCUGAAACACUUUUCUUUCCUUUUGUGAUUACAAUGUCUCGCUAUCUAAGGCCCCCAAAUACGUCUCUCUUUGUUCGAAACGUGGCGGACGAUAUCAGGUCUGAAGACUUGCGUCGAGAGUUUGGUCGGUAUGGUCCUAUUGUUGACGUUUAUGUUCCACUUGAUUUUUAUACUCGUCUCCCCAGAGGAUUUGCCUAUGUUCAAUUUGAAGAUGUUCGUGAUGCAGAGGAUGCUUUGCAUAACUUGGACAAGAAGUGGAUAUGUGGUCGUCAUAUUGAGAUUCAGUUUGCUCAAGGAGAUCGUAAAACUCCACAUCAAAUGAAAACAAAAGAUUCUAAAGACUAUGGAUCCUCCCGCUAUGAUGAUGAUCGCUACAGCAGGAGGUCUAGAAGCCGCAGUUAUGAAAGGAGGAGGUCCAGAAGCCGUUCCUAUGAUCAAAACCAUCGUAGAUCUUCUAGUCCUAAGGGUCGUGCAGCUGAAAGGCACCGUAGAAGCAGAAGCCGUUCAGACCAUGGCAGGUUUCGUAGAAAGAAUCAUUCACCAUCCAGAUCAAAUUCCAGAUCACGUUCUAAAUCUCUGCCAAAGAAAGAAGUAAAGCAACAUCGUUCUGGAUCCAGAUCCAGAGGAGCUUCCAAAUCAGAAGGCAAAUCUCAACACAAAAGUGCUAAGUAUAGCAGAAAAUCAAAGAGAGAAGACAAAGAACAUUCUAAGUCUGUUUCACGCUCAGAAUCUCGUUCAAAGUCAAGGUCACAGUCUUGGAAUAGCCGUAAAUCUAGUCAUUAACAUAGCAUCUGCAUCUUUUUUUUUUUAUUAUUGAUGUGAAAGUCUUUUGAUCAGUUAAGUGCAAGUGUGCCACCAUUUUUCUACUGAUCAAAGAAUACCCAUGUUAAGGAAGAAUAAUAGUCCUUUUGGCACUGAGGGCAGCUAAAAUGGUGUUUGUAGCACAGAUCUGCACAAGGUAAACUUAAAGCAUCUUUAAUUUUUAUAGUGUUAAAUGACUAGACAUUUUCAAAGUGUUAAACUAGUAGUGUAGCAACACUUUCUGCCCAAAGCUUUGUUAUGGUCAUUUUUGACUCAAUACAUUUUUUUUAAAUUUUGUUUUAGAGGAGUAUUUUGAAGCCUCCUUCUUAUAAACGGCUAAAAUCGGCAUAUGGCAGUUUUAUAUAAUGAAGACUACCCCUUUCUUGUUGGUAUAAUUUAUCUGUUCCAAGAUUGUCCGUCUGGUUUUAUCUUUUGAAGGCUUUUGUUGUUGUUGGUUGUUUGGUUUUUUGGUUUUUGUUUUUUAAAGAUAUCCAUUUGUGAGAAAAUGUAAGUAAUCUGAGCCUCUGACUCACUUGUGAUCACUCAGAUAUCCUUAAAAUCUGAUCUCACACCAGCCUUCAGGGAUAAUUGUUUAACAAGCUUCAUCUACCCCUUAAAGAUACUGCAUUUAUUUAUAGCAAGGUCAUGAAUGGUGGUUAUGAACCUCAUCAGCAUUUUUAUUUUCUGUUCUGCAACUGUGUGAGCAAGCAAAUAAGCUCAAAGUACUGUUAAUCUUGUAGCUAUAUUUAGACACUUUAGAUGAAGCAAGUUUAAUUGUUUUAAGACAUCUUGAAAGGGUUUUUGCUUUUUUUUUUUUUUUUAUGAACCUUUUAGGAUUCUCUUUUUAAUAAUUGACUGCAACGUUUAAAAAAACAAAAAAAAAAAAACUAUUGUCCAUAUUUGUAAUAUGAACAAACUAGAAAUGUGUUUUUGUUUUUUCCUAAAUGCAUUUGUACGUCAAGUCCCUACAUAUUACAAAUAUGAAGUUCUUAUUUUUGUAAUCAUUUCUCCCUGUCAGCUAUGCAAUCAUUUGUAUGCAUGCUCUAGAUUUGGUUUGAGGAAAUAUUAAUUUGUAUUACUGGCAGUAAAUUUGCAGAAAGUUGUGAGUUGAAACUUGUAUUUUCUUUAUUAUAGAAGCUUGUAAAGAUAGUAUUUUUAUAUGUUAUUUUUAACCAGUGGUGUACUACCUUUUUGAAACAUCAAAUGGUUAAUGGAUAUCUGUAUUUUCUGCUUGCUGUACAUUUUGGCAAAUGCUAUAAUAAAAAAAGUUAAUUUUA